AUGAGUUGGUCUAACUCCACAAUUUCUGAAGGACUUCGUUAUUUUUUACCACGCGAGGAUGCUAGAAAAUUGGAAAGAUUUUUCCCUGAAAACUUUGAUCGAUUCACGGCUGCCGUGGCGAUGAGGAAAAUCGAGAUAUUUUUGAAAGCAAAUCAGAUUUUAUCCGAACCCGCUUACAAACUUGUUGGAGAUAUUAACAUGUUCCGAAAUCCUCAAAAAAUCAUUGGGGAAUAUCAUCAUUCGAAAACUGUUCCGUACAAGGAUCGAAAGGGGAAUUUAUACGUGAACAAGGUUGAUGUUUUUGGAAUUGCUCAUGAGAAAAUAUGGCAGUUUUUUGAGAAUCACACAAUUUUAUAUGAAGAAAUCUAUCGAAUGAUUUCAAGAAAGAUCGAAAAUCAUUUCGAACUCAUUCCGUUUAAUGAUUUACCGGAAAUUAUUGAUAUUUCUUUGAAAAAUCACAAAGAACAUGCGAUUGUUCCAACCGAUUUGACUUCGAAUUUUGAAACUUAUCUCGAUUAUUUUUCCAAAUUUUUCAAUGAAAUGCAAAUGGAUUGGGGGAAUAUCAAGGCAUUCUUGGAAUAUACAAAUCGGGUUAGUUUUCUGUGAGAGAAAACGAGAGAGAAGAGACGCGAGACGAAAAAGGGAUAUGAGAAACUCCGCCCACUUUUUUUUUCGUUUGUUGUGUGUAAUUUUGCGUCACGGUGUAUGUGUUCCCCGCGCUUUUUGAAUUUUUUUUCUGCGAGGUUUUUCAAUUGAAUUUUGGGGAAAAUGCCUUCUGCAAAAAUCUCUCAAUUUUAUUUCCAGACUUCUCCGAUUUCUGGAAAUCCAAAAAAAUACAUCGAAAUCUACAGCUUAACAUUGUUUUAUGUCACAUUUUUCGAAAGUUUCAAGAAACAACAUUCGGAUCUUUUUUCACAGGUGCGAAAUUAUUUGCAUUUUCGAUUUUCACAAUCAGUUUUUUUCCAGAAUUCUGAAAGCACAGUGAUUCGCUGCUUUGACUCUGAAAACCAACAAUUUUUCAUGAUUGAUGAAGCUUUCCGCGCAAUUAAAAUCGCAAGAGAAAAAAGGCAAUUAGAAUAUCCAGUUGAAUUGGAAGAUAUUCUAAACAAUAUUGAUGGCGAAGUUCAAAAUGGGAUAAUUGGAACACUUUCAACAGAAGAAUUUGAUAGAUUUUCAGAUUUAUUUGAAGUUUUUGAGGAUAUUGAGAUAAUUGAUUGUUCGAUUGAUAGAACAAGUCUUUAUUUUGCGGUUCCAAGUAUUUCAAUGAGGAAUUCGAGAUGUUUUUUGGCCACUGAUGGAUUUAAUUAUUUAUGGAAAGAGAUCAGUUUUGGGUUAAAAUUGUUUCAAAGAAUUAACAGUGAAAGUUUGCCAACUGUUUUUGAAUGGUUCAAAAAUUUGGGAGGAAUAUUUCAAAAACGAGAAGAUUUAUAUUUCAUCGAAAAAUCUGAACUCGACAAAAUUAUUCAGAAAAUGUAUGAGGAUUUGGAACCAUUAUGCUUUGAUUAUAUAAUGCAAUGCACAUUUAGCAAUGAUUUUAUGAUGAAACAAAUUGAAAAAAUCGAGAUCAAAAAGGAAAUUACGGAAUUUUGUGAGAAAACAAAGACUGAUUUGAGGUUGCUGAAAUAUUUGAAAACGAAAUUGAAACGAAAUGAACCGCAGGAGAGUAUGGAUGAUAAGGAUAUUCGAGAUGUUCAUGAUAUUUUAUUCAAGAAUCGAUUUUUUAAGGAGGACGGAAUGGUGAGUUUCUGGAAUUCCUGUUUAAUUUCCAAUUUUAGGAACGCUUCUAAAAAUCUUUUUGAAAACAACCUAAUUUCGCGAGAGAGAAAACGAGAGAGUAAAAUUAGCAGAAGAGACGCGAGACGAAAAAGGGAUACAGGCUCCUCCUAUUUUUUUUUUGAAUUUCCAAAACACUCUUAAAUGUUUUCAGGAAAUGUAUCGAGAUUUCAUUCAUAGUCAAAAACAAUGUCACACAAUUCCAUACUAUCAAUGUGCUUGUCAACGUGAUUUUCAUUAUAAUCGACCUGAAGUGGUAAGAAAUCUUCCCCACCUCUAGGCGCGACUCCUUGACGAAGGUGACGCUUAAGCGUCGCUGCUUAAGUGGGCCUAUGUACCUCUAGGCGCGACUCCUUGACGAAGGUAACGCUUAAGCGCCGCUGCUUGAGUGGGUUUACCUCUAGGCGCGAAUCUUUGACGAAAGUGACGCUUAAGCGCCGCUGUUUGAGACGGUUUACCUCUAGGCGUGACUCCUUGACGAAGGUGACGCUUAAGCGCCGCUGCUUGAGAGGGUUUACCUCUAGGCGCGAAUCCUUGACGAAGGUGACGCUUAAGCGCCGCUGCUUGACUGGGGGUACUUCUAGGCGCGAAUCCUUGACGAAGGUGACGCUUAAGCGUCGCUGCUUGAGAGGGUUUACCUCUAGGCGCGAAUCCUUGACGAAGGUGACGCUUAAGCGUCGCUGCUUGAGAGGGUUCACCUCUAGGCGCGAAUCCUUGACGAAGGUGACGCUUAAGCGUCGCUGCUUGAGAGGGUUCACCUCUAGGCGCCGCAGCAGACCCCAAAUCCCUUAAUUUCCAGCGGCGACCCGCGAAUCGCACCUAUCAAAUCGACGUGGUUCGAUCAACAAUUCCUCCAAAUGUUCGUUUCGAUUUGGAGAUGGAUUAUUGCGAGAUCACCCAAUCAAAUGAGCACAUUUUCACAAAUGCACGAUCUUUGAGAUGUUGUUUGGAGAGUGUUGUGAGAAAUGGUGGAGCAUUGUUUGCUCCAAUUUUGAGAGAUAUUGCGUGUUCGGUGAAUUCGCAUGAGAGUGGAUUUCGACAAAUUUUCCAUGUUUCCAAAGAGCAUUAUGAAAAUAUGAACGUAUUUGUGUUGGAGCAAUUUGGAGGUAAUUUUGUACUAUAGAUGAGUUUCGCACUUACAAUUAGCAUGGCCUAGAAAUUUCUUAUCAAAAAGUUCGGCCACGCAACCUUGUUGCUUUUCAAAUAUUAUUGAAAAUCUCAUCAGUCACCACGCGCUCCACACGCAACGCAGACCGCGUCGCGCCACAACACACACAAAAAAGUGUUGUGGCGCGGCGCGGUCUGCGUUGCGUGUUUACCGAUGAGACUUUCGAUAAUAAUUUGUGUGGCAGGCUACGGUAGCUAGCAGUUGUGUGCAAACACGGCGACGCACAAACGCACGCCCCCGAUUUUUUUUUGUGGCGCAAAAAGGAUUUUUGAAAUCAAGAUUUCGAAAGAGCUCAUUGACAGUGCGAAAAUCAAUUUCAAUUCCAAAUCAGAAAAACAAAUAUUUUUCUACAGAGAUGUCAGAAAUAAUAUCCGAAGAAAUGGCAAAUCAAGAAACAGAAUGGGAUGAUUUUUGGAUUAAAAUGACUGAUAAACUUCCACUCAUUGACGUCACAAAACUCGAAAACUAUAAGAAUUUUCUCGACGAGGAAAAUUAUGAAGAAAUGUAUGUGGAAGUUGCAACAUUUGUAGAACUUCUUCCUGUUUGGUUCAAACAUCAUGACACAAUUCAAGAAUUCUAUGAGAUUGUUGAGCCGGAUCAGAUGAUCUUACCAGUGUCUCAAACAGCUUUUUCUACUAGAAAAGCGAUUCGAAAUGAUCUUGCGAUUGAUUCGAUUGAAAUUAUUCUUCAGUAUCACAAUUAUUUAAAUCAUCAGAAUUAUGGUUUGUUUUUUUUCACUUCAAGAACUUCAGGAACAUAAAUAAGAUUAUUCUGUAUUCCAGAAAUUUUGAUGGAACACGUGCAGAAUUGGUUUUGGAAGACAGAAUGUAUCACAAUCCAUAAUUUGACAAGAUUAUUUGAUGCGAUUCAAUGUUUACCGAUUGAUCGAUUUUAUUUUUUGGUUAAAAAGGAUAUUAGAAAUCGGGGAAGAUUGUGCAAACCUGAUGGGGUUUUUGAUCGAUUUCGAUGAUUUUUUGAAGAUUUUUUUGUUGCACAAUAACAAUAUCUAUAUAUAAAUAAAGCCUGGGAAAAUAUGAAAUCUAAAAAUAGAUGUUUCUCCUCUUAAAAACAUCAGACAGUCAUUUAUUCUUCAAAAAAAAACAAAUGUUCUCUCUGAAAAUUCUCUCAAUUUUUCUCCGCUUUCAAAUCGCAACAUCCGUGAGCCUUUGUCAAAUCACAAAGUUGUACUUCUCGAGGAUGAUUAUUAUGAUCUAAUUGAUUUUCUCAACUCAACAUCUACGGAUGAAAAUGGAAAAUUUAACAUUUUUGGAACAGAAGCUGAAUUUUUCGGAAUGCAACCAGUUCUAUGUUUUAAACAUAAUUGUACUUCAGAUUUGAAAGAAUCGAUUGAAAGUUGGUAUAUUCAGAAGAAACAUUUGGAUACAGUUUUAGAUGUUAGUAAAAACUUUGGUAUUGGGUAUGUAAAACCAGAUCUACGCAUUAAUGAAAGAUUUGAACCUAUUUGUAAUAGGUAUUUUUCAUAAAUUUGAACUUUUGAAUGAAUGUUUUGCAUAAAUAAAUUAAAAAAAUUUAUUUUUUAUCAUCCAAACUUCCAACUUCCACGUCAUAACUCUGUGCUCAACCAAAUUAAUAAAUAUUUCCCAUUAUUUUUUUUUGCAGCUCUUUUUCGCCGGCAACAAAUAAUUUGCUAUAAUACGACCACCCAGUUAAGUACAAAAAAUGACUGAAGUCUCCAUGGAUACUUAUUUCAUUUUUAUGGGUAUAAGAUGUGUUUUUUUUACCCUUUUCAACACAUUGUGUUGACUCGUGUUUUAGAUAUAAUUUUUCUUUUUUUUUUUUUUUUUUUGAAGAAUUCGUAACGCAAAAAUCUGAACUUUUCGGUUUCCUAAUUAAAAAAAAAUAAAUUUUUGUUCCUCAAAAUCUCUCCUGAAAAUCGAUUUGAUAUUUUAUUGGCCACACACGACGAAAAAAACCAAAUUGUUUAUAUUUCGACCUUUUUUCGUUUAUAUAAUUAUUUUUCGCAUUUUCUCUACAAUAUUUCCCACGGUAAUAUGUAUCUGCAUAAUUUUUCUUUAUUGCGCUCAAAACUUUUUUUUUUACUGUCACAUCUUCAAUUGAUUUUUUUUAGAAUGAGUUGGUCUAACUCAACUAUUUCCGAAGGACUACAAUACUUUUUGACACGCGAGGAUGCUCAAAAAAUUGCGGAAUUUUUCCCGAGCAAUAAUGAGAGAUUUGAUGCGUCAGAAUGCUGGCAGAGAAUUCGAAGCUUUUUGGAAGAAAAUGAGGAAUUGAGGAGCUUUGCCUAUGCUCAUGAAUUUGUAGCGGAUAUUAAUUUGCUGCGGAAUUCAGAAAAUCCUCAAAAAAUCAUACAAGAAUAUCAUAACUUCAAAGUUCAGCCAUAUAAAGAUAGAAAAGGGAAGAAAUAUAUUUCAAAACAAGAUGUUUUUUCAAUUGCUCAUGGAAAAAUCUGGCAAUUUUUCGAAGUGCAGCAGAGAAUCCUUUGCGAGGAAAUUUUUAAAAUGAUCUGGAAGUCAAUCAAAAAUCAUUUCAAAGGUUAUUUCGAGCUCAUACCAUUUGAAGAAAUUUCGGAAACUAUUGAUAGAUGUCUCAGAGACCACGAUGAAAAUACAAUUAUUCCAAAUGAUUUAACUUCUUCUUUUCAAACAUAUUCCAAUUAUUUAUCAAAAUUCUUCGAAGAAUUUCAAUUGGAUUGGUCAAAUAUUAAAAUCUUCCUUGAAAAUGAGGAGCAGGUGAAUAUUCCUAACUUUUUUUAAAAAAAGUUUUAAAGAUUUUCAUUUCAGAAUUUUCCAAUCACCGAAAAUGCACAGAGAUAUAUUGAGAUCUACAGUAAAUUAUUAUUCUAUGUCACAUUUUUCGAAAAAUUCAAAAGAGAACAUCAGGAAUAUUUUGAAACUUCAAAGGUUUGUUGCCAAGUGAUUUCAAAAAAAAAAACAAAAAAAAAUUUUGCAGAACUCUUCUACUACCCAAAAUAGAGUUGUUCGAUGUUUCCACUAUGAAAACGAACAAUUCUUCAUGAUUGAUGAAGUUGUGGGAGCAAUCAAAACAUCCAAGACAACGAAACAUCUAACAGCUGCACUUGAACUUCGCCAGCGAACCGGUAUUGAUGAAUAUAUCAGAGAUGGUAUCAUUUCAACAAUAACAUCUCAUUAUUUUUACCAUCAUUCACAGAAAUAUGGAUUAAGUGAUGAGAUUGAAAUUAUUGAUUGCUAUUUGGAAACAACUUCUAAUAGUCAGAAAUUGGGGGUUCCAAAUAUAUCAGCAAGAAAUUCGAUAUGUUUUUUGGCUAUGGAUGCGUUUAACUAUUUGUGGAAGGAGAUUAGCUUUGGGCUCAAGAUUUUUCAGAGAAUUGAAAAAUCGAAAUUGCCUGUUGUUUUUAAGUGGUUCAAAAAGUUAGAAAACAUUUUUCAAACUCGAUUAGAUUUAUAUUUCAUCGAAAAAUCAAAAAUUGACCAAAUCAUUGAAAAGAUGUACGAAGAUCUUGAACCAUUGUGCACUGAACCAAUUAUGAAUCUAACUUUUGGUGAAAGCGAAGAUCAAGAAACUGAUGAUAGUCUAGUAGAUUGGGAAACUGUUGAAGAUCGAGAAAGAAGAAGAGAGGAAAAACUUUUGGAAGAGGUUGAGGAGUUUUGUGAGAAAACUGGUGCCAAUUUAGUGUUUCUCAAAUUUUUGAAAAACAAAUUCAAACAUAAUGAGCCACAGCAAACAAUGGAUCAAAGAGAUAUUCGAGAUAUUUUUGACAUUUUAUUCAAGAAUCGAUUUUUGAAAGAGGAGGGAAUGGUUAGUUCAACUAACUAACUUAGUUGGGGGAAGAAGUUUGAUAUGAGCAAUAAAAAAAUUUUCCAGAAAAUCUAUCGAGAUUUCAUUCAUGGUCAGAAAAAAUGUGAUUCAAUUCCAUAUUUCGAAUGUUUUUGCUCAAGUUUUCAUGAUGUUCUAGAUCCAGAAUUGGUAAGAAUUCCCCCCAAACCAUUUUCAAAAUAAAUUUCCAGGAAAUUCCCGAAGACGACACUUUUCAUGUUGAUGUUGUGGAGUUCAAUCACCCUGAAGAUGUGAAUUUUGAAGUUGAAACUGAUUAUUUCGAGAUCACAAAAUCACAAGAAUACAUCUUCACAAACGUCUCCUCCUUCAGAUUUUUCUGUUCAAGUCUUCCGAAUGAAACCGCUCAAAUCGGCCGAAUUUUGCGCGAUAUCGCAAGUUCAAUAAUGGGAAAUGCUGUGCAUUUUCGACAAAUUUUUCAUAUUUCUCAACAAGAUCAUGAAGAAUUCAAAGAAAAGGGUGUGGAACAAUUUAAAAGUAUGUGAAUUAUCAUUUUUUUUUCCCACAUAAUUUUUUAUAGAAAUGUCAGAAAUGGUUUCUAAAAAUAUAGAGAAUAUUGAAUGGGACGAGUUUUGGACAAUAAUCCUUGAUAAAAUGCCAUAUAUUGAUGUUCGAAGAAUUUCGAAUUAUAGAGGAAUUUUACGAAAUGAUCGAAAAAUGUAUACACAAAUUGCGACAUUUGUAGAAUUAGUUCCACACUGGUUGAAAAACUAUAACAACAUCCAAGAGUUCUACAAAACUGUUGUGCCUGAUCGAAUAAUUCUACCAGUUUCUCAAACUUCUGAUUCACCUUGGCGAAAUAUUCGAAAUGAUUUGGCGAUUGAUUCCAUCGAAAUUCUUCUCGAACAUUCGAAUGCAUAUAAUCACAAAAAUCUAGGUUGGUCUGGAAAAUCAUUCCAUUCACAAAACCCAAAAUUUCAGAUAUAUUAAUGUGGUUUUCGGAAGGAUGGUUUGUGAUGACUGAUUUUAUUGGUAUUCAUGAUUUUGAAUCAAUUGUGGAUUCUUUCGAAUGUCUACCGAUGGAUCGAUUUUAUUUGUUGGGGAAGAAAGAUCGGAGAAAUAAAGAUAGACAUGUUUAUCCUGAUGGAUAUUUGGAUGAAUUGUAUGACGAAUAA
Messenger RNA from Caenorhabditis angaria, 7851 nucleotides. NCBI's taxonomy places the organism in Eukaryota, Metazoa, Nematoda, Chromadorea, Rhabditida, Rhabditidae. The record is from the annotation of a GenBank genome assembly.